Molecule: messenger RNA, 2859 nt
Organism: Symbiodinium sp. CCMP2456
Lineage: Eukaryota; Dinophyceae; Suessiales; Symbiodiniaceae
Source: the annotation of a GenBank genome assembly
AUGGAGGUUUUUCUUGGUGUCGGCCUAGUUGCCGGCGAGAUCUUCAGAUACAACCGGCAAAACUUCGCCUUCGACCAAGACCAACGCUUCCGACGCGAUGAGCUUCGGCUCAAGAUGCAGGUGGAGCGUUUCCGCCUCUUCCGCCAGGACAUUCGAGACCUGGUGGAGCUGACAGUAGGAAAGAUGGACCUCUAUCAUAUGGUUGGUGCGCUCUUCAUUCGCAUGAUCAGUAUCUACUACUCGGAAGGCUUCUUUGAGGAAGCUCCUCCGGUCUUUCUUCAAGUAGCUUAUUAUCUAUCACAGGCCUGCUCAUUAGUAUACCUGCUGAUGGCAAUCUGGCUGUCUAUGCAUGCCUCGAUCAAGUCGCACAGCUACGCAACCCGCUUACUUACCAGGUUUGUUCGGCUGCCCAUCCCCGGAUGUGACCAGCUAGACCUGCUGAAUGCACGCCUCUCUGACUGCGAGAUGCAAGCAACUCAGCUGCUUCGCGUUCCCUUCCUGCAUUCAGGAAGAAAUACUUGGAACGAGCGCGCGACAGUGGAAGUUCCGCCUCAGGAUGUGGCUUCUGCAGAGAACCGAGCUACCAAUGUCCCCAAGCCUACAGGGGAUGAGCUUGAGGAUGGUGAGUUUGCCUACGGUGGCGAGCACAAUAUGCUCGGCAACGAGGAGCUGCUGCAUGCCGUGGAGUUCCGGACGAGGCGACACGUGCAGCUCUUCCGACAGCUCCAAGCCAGGUGGCAAUGCUUUGACGCAUAUUCCCGAGUUUGUAUGUCCUUGGGCGUGCGCCACAUGCUGCAGUCGAUCAACUAUUACUUGUUGGGGCUUUGCAUGGUGCAGACGUACAAUCCGAUGGUGGGCUUCAUGCUGACUGCAGUGUUCCAGGCCCUCGCUUGCAACAUGACGAUCCUCGACGUCCACGGCCUGCCAUGCCUCGGGGGAUUGGAUUUGUCCUUCAUCGGCUUCCUGCCGGCCAUCGCCGCAUGCGUGUCGCUGACGCUUGCGGAACGGGAAGACGGAGAGCUCGUUCCACACAAUGCAUACAUGAUCUCCAUUGCGAUCUAUCCGCUCGAGAUUGCUUGGUUUGAGCUGCUGCACUGGGUGGCAUCGCCAGUGUCGGGCGAGUCCAGCAUUCCUCGGCACUUCCGAGCAGUUCUGUUUAUGGAUGUGUUUGGAGAAGCAGAAGAUCCUGCAGAGAUAGCUAUGGCAAAGAAGGGCACAGUGCUCUCUGCUGUAAACACCUUGGCUUUGGUUGAGAAGGUUCAAAUCGUUCAGGACGCACUCCAGCGUGCCCAAGCAGCUUUGCGCCGUUGGGAGGAAGUCCCUGGCAUGUGGCUUACUUUGCGGCAGAGAAAGGAACUGGAGAAGCUCAGCGACUACUUGCGACUUGAAAUGGCUGGCUUGCAGGAGCUUCUUGACGAGUGCGACCUGGAAGUCAAGAUGACUCGCAUGCGCGAGUGGCCCGAGCUGUCGGACGCCGAGAUUAGGCUCGAGCACUGCGCAGGCACCGUCCUGGGACCCUUCCAUUACAUCAACUCCGCCGGCCUACCGGCAGAGUACCACUGGGAUAUUGAGGGCACAAUGGCGACUGGAAAUUACAAGCUCCUGUACGAUCUCCCAGGGUCGGCGCGCGUGCUGACUCUGGAAGAUGCAGCCGAAACUGUGCGAGACUUCCAGCACCUUAUGGACGACAUCCGCAGGAUGUCUCAAGCUCCUACAGAAGUACCACCUGGGGUCAAAAAGGACAUAGCAGAUGCAGAUGCAGAGAAGCCAGACAGUACGCCAAGGGCUUCUGCGAUCCAUGGGGCCUUCACUGCCCGGGAGACAAAGGAGCUCUACAAGCCCGUGCGCUUGCCCUGGCGAACAGUGAGCUGCCUCACUCGGACCAUCCAAGUGAUCUGGCUCGGUGUGGGCGUCACGGCAGCCAUGCGCGAGUCUCGAGUACUUCUGGUCGACCAUCAGGUGUCCUACAUCGUAGAAGAGCGGAGGCUCCAUGGGCCCGAUCACUUGGUGCCUCAGAAGGAGCACGUGAAUACAACUUGGCCAUACGGGACCUUCAUCCGCAUCGAGGCUAUGCAAUGCAUCCCCUGCGAGUAUGCAUGGGCACGGAGCGAGAGUCCUGUUGUCGUGCGCACUCCCUUUGCUCGUUACGCCCUGCGCGAUUCCGCUGCACACGAGACUUCUACGGAGGAGCUGUUCUGUGGCGUUGGUCUCGGCUGCCUUGCUUUCCGACGCCUGCCGGGCAGCCUCUUGCUUGGGGACCGCUUGGUCAGGCUACAGCUGCCCCACAGAGCAGGACGCCUGUCCGGCGCUCUCUCUGGAUGUGAGGGCUUGCUGAGUGAGCAUGGUGCACUCUGCCUUGUUCUCGCUGUGGAAGUGCCAUCGCCCGCGCCACGUUCGCCUUCGUGCUCAUUAUCCUCACUUUCUUGGGAGUGGACAGAGUCGCACGGACAACAGCAACAAGGACAAAAGCAUCUGCAAGUGCUCCAUGUGAGUCUGGAAGGAAUUUCUUCCGAAGGCCAGGGCGUCUCCGUGCCCAGCUCGCUUGCGGCCUCCGCUUGGGCGUGCGACGUGCCUGUGAAGGCGCAGGCAUUGCAGGCAUUCCACCUCCAAGGCGGCUUGCUCUGGAUCCUCUCUUCGGGGCUGCUUGAAGCCUGGAAUGUGCAAGCCGACCCACACCUGCUCAGGCAAUGGACGACAGAUCUGCCACGUGGAUUUCAGCCCACUGCUUUGUGCAGGCUUUUUGACUGUGGAGACCCUGGAGAGCCAAAGCUGCUCGUUGCCGGACACUCUAGCCAUGGACCAGGCCUCCUACAACUUGCGCCGCCUGCUCCUGCGAAUGCGGCGGACGGCCGAGUCUAG